This is a messenger RNA of Selaginella moellendorffii, 2122 nucleotides long. Its product is annotated as molybdenum cofactor sulfurase. The transcript has a single exon. The annotation marks the transcript as partial. The record is from RefSeq and is a predicted model, not a curated record. Lineage: Eukaryota; Viridiplantae; Streptophyta; Lycopodiopsida; Selaginellales; Selaginellaceae.
UUUUUUCCCGAUUUCUUCCGGGUGGGUGUUGGGCGUGCGUCCGAUCGCUGUACAGUCCUGGAACUGUUUGGAUAGUUAGCAAUUAAACAACGACAUUGUCUCGCGAGGCUGUGAAAGUGAUGAGAAACAGAGGAGCCACUUUCAGCCAGCCAACGCUUGCAUCGCUCCUUGCUUGCUCCUGGAGGAGAGGAUAGGUUUUGACAAAAAAAUUUGGCUUUGGUUGAUGCUAGGCUAGAGGAGAGCUACCAUAGCCAGGAUGAAUCCAAGCUAAAAGCCCAACAAGGGAUAGCUCCUUCUUUCUUCUUGCUCGCUCGCAUAGCCGCCAAAAAAGAGUGAGAUUGAGCAGAGCGGUGAUUUGAUUUUAUGGGAUAUAUGAUCAUCACUAGCAGCAUCAUCAUCCACUAAGGAACUAUGCACAGCAGUCGCAAGAAAUGGAUGGGAUUUCUGGGAAUCGAAGAGCUCCUCCCAAAUGACUGACUAGAACAGCGCAUCGCCCAAUUCGCUGUAGACGCGUACGUCGCCAAGCAUCUGGAAAGAGUCAACCCUUUUUUCUUCUUCUUCCCUCUUGGUACUGUCUGGAUCACGCGACACACACGACACAAGCGAGCAAAAGAGAGAUUUCUACUGCGCAUUGGGAUUUCUUCUUCCCGGAGGAAGAUGGAGGCUGUAGAUGAAAUGAUGCUGGGACAGCGACUGGUGGGCUACGGCAUUGCGAGCGUGGUGCUCGGUCUAUGGCUCCGGGACGCCUUUUGGUAAGUGCCCACAUCCAGAUCGAUCGAUCUUGGUCUUGGGUCUAGCUCCUUGCGCAUGAUUAUCAUCGAUCCAGAUCCCAGGAAGAAGAGAAGGAAGAAGAAGAGAGCUCACCAUGCCCUCUCUCCUCUGGCAGCUCCACCACUCGGAUGAUGGGUCCAAUCUAGAGAUCUCUCCAGGAGCCUCAUCAUCCAAGAAUCAUGGCAGCGAUGAUUUGCGAACGAUCAAAGAAGAAGAGGAGGAUGAACAGGAGGAAGGAGAGAGUAGUAGUGUCCCACCGGCACGACCGCCGCCACCAUCAUCGCGAAGAACACCCAAGUCGGUGUUCACCCGCGCGGAGGAUUUGCCGGGCUUGGAAUCGGCGCUGGCGUCCUUCCUGGCCGAGCACCCGAGCUUCGAAUCCACCAGCGCCGUGGACGAGACCCGCGAGUCCGACUACCCCCACCUCCGCGCCGCCAACCGGGCGUGCUUCGAUUACUGCGGCUUCGGCCUCUUCUCCUUCACGCAGCGAUUCACCGCCGGGCGCCAGAGAUCCAGCUUCUCGCUCGUCUCCGCGGGCUCCUCGGGCAGCCUCGCGGCGCAGGCCGCCUUCGCCACCACCGAGCCCAACACGCUGCAGUCGGAGCUCCGAUCCAGGGUCCUCGACUACCUCAACGUGGGCGACGGCUCGUACAGCGCGGUAUUCACCGCCAGCAAGCGCGCGGCAUUCGCCCUCGUCGCGGAUUGCUACGACUUCCGUGCCAGAUCCAAGCUCGUCACGGUCUACGACCACGAGAGCGAGUCGGUCAAGGCGUUGACUACUGCGGCGGUACGCUCAGGGGGCCGGACGUGUGCCGCGCGGUUCCGGUGGCCGACGCUGCGGCUGUGCGGCGAGCAGCUGGCGGCGGAGCUCAAGACGCGCGGUAAGGGGAGUCGGCUGCUCAAGAAGAAGACCGGUACCGCGGGCGGUACCGCGGGCGGUAGGCGGCGGGGGCUCUUUGUCUUUCCCACGCAGAGCCGAAUCACUGGGACCAAGUACUCGUACCAAUGGAUGACUAUGGCGGAGAAGCACCGCUGGGAUGUGCUGCUCGAUGUCUCCGCCAUGGGUCCUCGCGAUAUGGGAUCGUUGGGACUCUCGCUUUUCCGCCCGGAUUUCAUCAUCUGCUCGUUUUACAAGAUCUUUGGGUCGGAUCCCACCGGGUUUGGGUGCUUGCUGAUCAAGGACUCGUCCAUGGCGAGCCUGCGAUCGUCCAGCUCCAGCCCCGGGAUUGGGAUGGUGAGAGUGGUGCCGGAUCUUGGCGAUGACGAGGAGCUAGCCGAGGACCUGGAUGAGAAUGUGCUCGGAGGUCGUCCUUCUUCUUCCGCGGCUGCGGCUAGGCCGGAUCUUAUCGCG